Messenger RNA from Eriocheir sinensis (Chinese mitten crab), 807 nucleotides. RefSeq names its product perlucin-like protein. The transcript is spliced from 5 exons. The record is from RefSeq and is a predicted model, not a curated record. NCBI's taxonomy places the organism in Eukaryota, Metazoa, Arthropoda, Malacostraca, Decapoda, Varunidae. The coding region runs from base 99 to 602 and encodes 167 amino acids.
GAUGCCCUUAUGGUUAUAUCAGAGAGACUCGAGUACCCACGUCAUAAGCACCGCCGCAUCGCACACAGCAACACACGCAAAGACGCACGGAAGCCAACAUGAAGGGAACAACGAUGACUCUCGCUCUCGCCGUGGCUGCAGCCUUGGUGUGUCUCGCCUCAGCGCAGAACAUUACAGAAUGCCCCGAUGGCUUUGAGGACUUCGGGGACGGCACAGCGGUGGGCCCUUGCCUCUACUUCGUGCGCUCCAAGGCGACGUGGAGUAAUCAUAGAUCCCUUUGCCAGGCGUUGGGCGCCGACCUGGCCCAGGUGACGGGAGACUUGCAUCAGGAUGUGGUGGACUACAUUAACGAUCAGCCAGCCGAUGACCUCGCCGACGAAGCCUUCUGGAUCGGAGGUAGUGACGCAAAUAAGGAGGGCAGCUGGAUAUGGGUGAUGGAUGACACAGCAAUACCCUUGGGCACCCCGCACUGGUACCCCUGCAACGGCCAGCCCAACGGAGGCACCACACAGAACCACUUGUCCCUCUACUCGCCGGACUUCUACUACCACAGCCUCGAGCAAACAAAGCAGAUUUUUGCAAUUUGUCAGAUCUUUGAGUGAGCCGUGAGAGUCCAUCAGUCUGAGCGACGAGGAUGCAAACUUCAACGAGAGAGCAAAUAUUCUCUGUAACCUAAGCGAAAUCACAAACAUUCGACGCAACCUAAAAAGUAUAUUAGUUUAAGCAUCGGCGAGAGUUUGAAAUGUUAUGAACGGGUAUUACUUGAUGUAUUCCGAAGACACAAAAUAUAUCAAAAUGAACAUUAAA